AUGCCCGAUUUCUUCGCUCUUUCAGCUGCAACCGCCGCAGUCCGGUUCAUUUACCGCCGCCGCCGCCAUUGGGUUUACGAAGGUAAACUCGGCGACGGCCGUGAAGUCGCCAUUAAAAGAAGCGAAACAAGCCCGAGAACGAAAAAGCUUCAAGAAAAGGAGAGCGCUUUUCAGUCGGAGCUCUCGUUCCUCUCUCGCCUCCAUCACAAACACUUGGUGGGUCUGGUCGGAUACUGCGAUGAGCGAGAAGAACGCCUACUCGUCUACGAGUUCAUGAAGAACGGCUCCCUCUACGAUCACCUACAUUCAAAAACCGAUGAAGAGUCGCCAGUGGUCGGCUCCUGGAAACUGCGGAUCAAAAUUCUGCUCGACGCAGCCAGAGGGAUCGAGUAUUUGCACAGCUACGCCGUGCUCCGAUUAUCCACAGGCAUAAUAAAAUCGUCCAAUAUUUUGCUCUCGAUUCGCAAUUGGGUUGCCAGAGUGUCCGAUUUCGGACUGUCGUUUGAUGGCCCCACCACAAAGCCGGCGAGCAUCUAUCGAUGACGCGGCGGACUGCGGUACAUGACCGGGAGUACUAACGGGCUUCAUCACCUGACCGUAAAGAGCGAUGUUUAUGGCCUCGGAGUUGUGAUGCUCGAGGUUUUAACGGGGAAGAGGGCGAUAUUUAAGGACGUCGAAGGGGGAGGGAGUCCGGUGAGCGUCGUUGAUUUUGCGGUGCCGAGUAUCGUCAAAGGGGAGAUCGGGAGGGUUCUGGAUGAGAGGGUGGGGCCGCCGCCGGCGGAGGUGGCGGAGGCGGUGGAGGUGGCGUAUACGGCGGUGCAUUGUGUGAGUUUGGAGGGAAAAGAGAGGCCGACUAUGACUGACAUUGUUUCGAAUCUUGAGAGCGCGCUGGCGAUGUGUGGAGAUAGUCAUGGGAGUAUCUCUAGUGCCAGUAUCUCCCUUGGUUCCUAUGAUUGAAAUUUUUUUUUGAGGGAAAAUUAAUUAAUUUUUAUUUUGGGGGAAGUUUUUCUUUCAUACAUUUGUUUUAAGGUUUUCUGUUGUGUGUACAUAAUUCUUCUAACACAAAAUCAGUGAUUUUUUCUAGU
Messenger RNA from Asparagus officinalis (garden asparagus), 1085 nucleotides. Its product is annotated as putative serine/threonine-protein kinase-like protein CCR3. Lineage: Eukaryota; Viridiplantae; Streptophyta; Magnoliopsida; Asparagales; Asparagaceae. Gene Ontology annotation, biological process: protein phosphorylation. Gene Ontology annotation, molecular function: ATP binding; protein serine/threonine kinase activity. The record is from RefSeq and is a predicted model, not a curated record.